ACUACCUGAGAUGGGAGAGGAAGCUGGGACCCAGCACAGUUCAUCACUGAAGAAUUGACUUUGCAGCUGAGGCAGACUGAUGAAGGAUAGCUGGCUAGAGGGGCACAGAGUCCAGUGGGUCAAAGUUUCCACAUUGAAACACCUGAUGAGGCUAAGAUGCAAGUAUGUGAACGAUUCAUGUUCCAAAAUAUCUUUUGAAAGCUGCUAGGUAAGUCGACUGAAUUAAUUGACAGAUACAAGUAUGUGAACCAUGCGUGUUACAACAGAUUUUUUGAAAGCUGCUAGGUAAGUCGACUGAAUUAAUUGACGUAUUAAGAAAGUAAUUUUCUAAAAGGGUAUGAUUCUGAAAGUUUGGUUGCACCACAUAAAAAGAGGGGAAGGAACUGAGGCUCUGAACCUAGAAGCCUCACUCGAGGGACAGGGAAACUCGGGUUUAAACCUUUCUUUCAAACAGAUCAUUUGGAAUAGGAUGCCACUUUUACUCUCUUUGGGUGUAUUAUUUUGUGUUCAUUUACUGAGAUCCCAAGCCUCUGAAACACACCCCAGACUUGUUUUGGGAAGUCUUCUUUGUUCCUUUUUGAGAGACCAGUUUCAAAUUUUCCUCCUUCUCCCUCAAACAUAUACUGUGAGGUGGAAAAAAAAUUUUGUUUCACAGAUUCCAAGAAGACCACCUUUUCCUAUUAGCGCGGAGAGCUCCAAGCCAGGAUAGAAGAGAGGUGAAGCACACGGACAGGCCUGAGCGUCCCGGUCACGUGGCUAGCGCACUGCUUGCUGGGAGCGCCCUGUGCUCUUAGUCACGUGCGGAGUCUGCGCACUAGGGUUCGGUCACCGCAUUCCCGCACUUUCAGUGAGGAGGAGUAAGUUCUUGCCUCCAGAAUAUGGCAAGUAACCUUGUGAAACUUGAUACUAGAAGUUACAAGAGACCAAGAGAGUUGGAGCCUCAAAUGCCAGAUAGUCCACAGCUGUCCUCUCUUGGAAAAUCAGAUUCAUCAUUCUCUGAAAGCUCUGGAUUAUUUUAUGAUGAUGAAGCCCUGGAGAAAGAUUUGAAUGAUAUGAGCAAGGAAAUUAAUCUAAUGUUGUCUACAUAUGCAAAGAUCUUAAGCAGUCUUUCUACCACUGCAGUCGGUUUCCUUUCUGUGAUAAUGCGCUGGAUUCCAGUUUUGAAGAACUAUGGGAAGAACAUGGGAAAUGCUCAUCUGAAAAAAGUGAUCUUCAGUAACCGAACAAAUUUGCCAUGUAUUGCACCACUACUGACCACGGUGGAGGAGACUCCACAGAUCUUUGCUCGAGUGCAAGGACAUUUUCCUAAGUGGCUUAAUGGCUAUCUAGUUCGAAUUGGACCUGGGAAAUUCGAGUUUGGAAAGGAUAAAUACAAUCACUGGUUUGAUGGAAUGGCUCUGCUUCACCAGUUCAGGAUGGAGAAGGGCACUGUGACUUAUAGGAGCCGAUUUCUACAGAGUGAUGCGUAUAAGGCCAACAGCAAUCAGAAUCGAAUUGUGAUCUCAGAAUUUGGCACACUGGCUCUCCCUGAUCCAUGCAAGAAUGUUUUUGAACGUUUCAUAUCAAAGUUUGAACUGCCUGCAACAACUGACAACACCAAUGUCAACUACGUGCAGUACAAGGGCGAUUACUACGUUAGUACUGAGACCAACAUUAUGAAUAAAGUGGACAUCAGAACCCUACAAAAAACAGAAAAGGUGGAUUGGAGCAAAUUUAUUGCUGUGAGUGGAGCAACUGCACAUCCUCAUUAUGACCCAGAUGGAACAGCAUACAACAUGGGGAACUCCUAUGGACCGCAUGGUUCCUGCUAUAAUGUUAUUCGGGUUCCUCCAGAGAAGGUGGACCUUCGGGAGACAAUUCAUGGAGCCAAGGUGAUAUGUUCUAUUCCUUCUGCAGAGAGGAUGAAGCCUUCUUACUACCAUAGCUUUGGAAUGACAAGGAACUACAUAAUCUUCAUUGAACAGCCUCUAAAGAUCAAUCUGUCGAAAAUUAUCACUUCUAAAAUUCGGGGGAAAGCCUUUUCAGAUGCGAUAAGCUGGGAACCCCAUUAUAAUACCCAAUUUCAUGUGGUGGAUAAGCACACUGGAAAGCUUCUUCCAGGGAUGUACUACAGUAAACCUUUUGUUACUUUUCAUCAAAUCAAUGCCUUUGAGGACCAGGGCUGUGUUGUACUUGAUUUGUGCUGUCAAGAUAAUGGAAGAAACCUAGAAGUUUACCAACUACAGAAUCUCAGGAAAGCUGGGAAAGGGCUUGAUCAGGUCUAUAAUUCAGUAGCCAGAUCUUUCCCUCGAAGGUUUGUUUUGCCCUUAGAUGUCAGUUUGAAUGCUCCUGAGGGAGAGAACCUCAGUUCAUUGUCCUAUUCUUCGGCUAGUGCUGUGAAACAGGCUGAUGGAAAGAUCUGGUGCACUCAUGAAAAUCUGCACCACGAGGACUUAGAGGAGGAAGGAGGCAUUGAAUUUCCCCAGAUCAACUAUGGCCAAUUCAAUGGCAAAAAGUAUCAUUUCUUCUAUGGCUGUGGCUUUCGGCAUUUGGUGGGGGAUUCUCUGAUCAAGAUUGACGUGGUGAACAAGACACUGAUGCACCAGGAUCCAGUGAAGAAGAUGCUGGGGUUAUUCUUUCUGUGGUGAUCACCCCCAACCAGAAUGAAAGAAAUUUUCUCCUAGUCUUGGAUGCUAAAAACUUUGAAGAACUGGGCCGAGCUGAAGUGUCUGUGCAAAUGCCUUGUGGAUUCCACGGCACCUUUGUACCCAUCUGAUGGGACAGCCACAUGGUCUGGGAUCUGGGUGCAAAAUGAAUGUUCUCUAUAAAAAAGAGAGAAAAAGAAGGGCACCCUGUUUUCCAAACUAUAGACACUUGAGUACAUAUUAAAUUUCUAUUAAAAAUGGGAUUCAUGAGA
Choloepus didactylus (southern two-toed sloth) is the source of this 2896-nucleotide messenger RNA. Its product is annotated as testis-expressed protein 12. The coding region runs from base 879 to 2627 and encodes 582 amino acids. Gene Ontology annotation, molecular function: beta-carotene 15,15'-dioxygenase activity; carotenoid dioxygenase activity. Gene Ontology annotation, biological process: carotene catabolic process; synaptonemal complex assembly; retinal metabolic process. The record is from RefSeq and is a predicted model, not a curated record. Gene Ontology annotation, cellular component: central element; mitochondrion. NCBI's taxonomy places the organism in Eukaryota, Metazoa, Chordata, Mammalia, Pilosa, Megalonychidae. The transcript has 17 exons.